UAAGUUCCUGUUAGAAAAUUAAAUGAAAAUGGCUACCGACGGUUUACGAGUUGAUAAUCCACAAGAUACCAUAGAAGCGCUCAGUCGGGAGGCGGAGAUGCUGAAGAAAAGACUUGAAGAUGAAAAACAAAAACUAAAAGACAUCGACAUGUGCUCUGCCACAAUGAACAUAGAAAAUACCGGUAUAAGUAACUUUGUUAUGAAGCAGAGGAAAAUGUUGAAAGGACACCAUGGCAAAGUCUUAUGCAUGAACUGGUCAACUGACAAACGUCGUAUAGUGAGCUCCUCACAGGAUGGUAAAAUGCUGGUAUGGGAUGCCUUCACAACAAAUAAGGAGCAUGCAGUAACUAUGCCUACUACCUGGGUGAUGGCGUGUUCCUUUGGUCCAUCAGGAGAGGUUGUAGCAUGUGGGGGUCUAGACAACAAGUGUACAGUUUACCCGGUGAGAGAAGAUGACCCCGCGUCUAAGAAGAAGGCUGUGGCUACACACACAAGUUAUCUCUCUUGUUGUACAUUUACAACCUCAGACAAACAGAUUUUAACAGGAAGUGGUGACAGUACAUGUGCAUUGUGGGAUGUCGAGAGUGGCCAGCUGAUUCAGAGUUUCCAUGGUCACGCUGGAGACGUCAUGAGUAUUGACCUUUCUCCCUCGGAAACUGGCAAUCUAUUUAUAUCUGGGGGCUGUGAUAAGGCGGCUAUGGUGUGGGACAUGAGAUCAGGAGAAUGCGUACAGAUGUUUGAAGGACAUGACUCGGAUAUAAACAGUGUUAGAUUUUACCCAAGCGGUGAUGCAUUUGCAACAGGAUCAGACGAUGCUACAUGUCGUCUGUUUGACCUGCGAGCUGACCGAGAGGUGAACUGUUAUAAGAAAGAUAGUCUAAUUAAUGGCUGUAACUCUGUGGACUUUUCCAUUAGUGGUCGACUUCUAUUUGGUGGAUACAACGAUUACACAGUGAAUAUCUGGGAUGUAUUAAAGGGAAAUCGAGUGACCAUAUUGUAUGCACAUGAAAACAGAGUCAGUUGUCUUGGUGUCUCACCAGAUGGCACUGCUCUAUGUACUGGAAGCUGGGAUUACUCAUUAAAGAUUUGGGCAUAGGCAUUUCUUUAUAUAAAAGAUUUGAUGGUGCAUCUGUGUUAAACCUUUGGCAGUACCCAUCAACCAGUCCUCAGUACUACCCCUGUGACAGAAGAAACCAACUUACUGCCAUCGCUCUGAUGAUGAUGAUACUUAUAUCGAGGACAUACACUCAUCAUUCUUAUGCUGACGGUAUUUGUGUAGAAGAACAGACUUACCAUGACUGUAAUUUUGAUGUUAAUGGUAUUACGUCUAAGUCAAGGCUUACAUCUAUUUGAUAUUGAUGGCAUUUUUUGUUGAAGAAGUGCGGCACCAUCAUCUUUCUGGUGUUAGUGAUGUGUAUAUUUAGGAAUUAAUUGAUGACUAUCCUUGUACUAUCACACAGACAGUUUAAUUGAAGGUAAGCCCUGUCAGUAAGCAGGUGUGAACAAAAUUAACUCUGUCUUCAUUUUUGACCCACAAUCUGUUAACCUUUGACCCAUGACCUUGUCAUUUUUAUUACCCCUCCCCAACCUUCAUUAUUCACCCUUAAAUUUUUUGUGUGAAAUUGAACAAACUCGAGAUGCAACGUCAAAUUCACAUGGAGAUAUUAUUUAUGCUGUUAAGAGGUUACAUUUAUAAAUGUUUUGACUUUUGAAGAGAUCAUACAAUAUAUGAUCCUCAGCUUCCAAAAAUAAAUACCAAAUUCUUCUGCUAUUCAUUUUAUUUGAGUCUGAAGUUGUGUGGUAUGAUAUUAAUUUUGUAAAAAGGAAAUCUUAAUUUGCUUGCUAUCUAAAAACAGGCAAUAACUAACUCCUGUAUUUUCACAUGGCUUGUACUGACUUUAAUAUCAGGUUGAAUGUGAAAACAUGUGACCUUCCUACUUCUUAGAGGUCAGCAUGACUCCGAGUAUUAUAACACUUUGUGUGACCUUGAACCUGGCAAGUCACAUGACCUUGGACCUGUACACUGGUAUAUCUUUUAUAGAAUGUUUUGAAUUAUGGGUAUACAUGCAUAUUUAUAAUUCAGGAAUGUUUUCUCUUGUUAGUAUAGGGGUCAUAUUCCUAUAUUUAAAUUAUGUUAUAGAUAAUUCAUCGUGAACUUUUUACAUAGAGGUCAUAUUUCUUAUGGAUGACUGAUACCUGUGUUGUUUCGAACCUUUAUAAUUAUAUAAACUUCUUUUGUAAUGUUUAGUUUGGUAUUCUCUGGCUUAAAAUGUAGCACAUACAGAGGUAAACAAGAUAACAGGAUAGAUAUGCUAUUCUAGAGAUUAUUACAGCCACAGUUUCGCCUUUUGACUUUUCAGCAGAUGAGAAUUUAUGUUCAGAGUUAUCUUCCUUACAAAUAGCACCAUGACACACUGAGAGUUACUGUCCUUUAAACUGUUCAUGCUUGAUUAUAUCAAAUGUCUGACACUCUGGGUGUAUCAAAAGCUUGUAUUAUAUCAAAUGUCGGACACUCUGGGUAAAUUAAAAGCUUGUAUUAUAUCAUAUGUCAGAAAUGUGUCUGUAUAAAAUUCACAGGCUGCAUUUACAACCAUCAAUGAUUUGUUCAGGGUCAUUGUAUUAAAGAUAUUUAUAGGAAAAAUAAUAUUUAUCUUAGUAAGAUGACAUAACUCCUUAUACAAAGAUUAAAUGAUCGCCUUGUUUGCUUUAAUGCAUUAUAGCCUAAAAUUAAUAGACUUUCAAAGACGGUUUACAACACAAUAUUUAUUCCAAAUAUUGAAAAUAUACAAUAAAAAUGAAAGAAGACUUUAAUUAUUGAGAAAUGUAGUCAUUUUGGCGAGGUUGUUAUUUGAAAAUAAGUUAAAUCCUUCAUUUCAUCACUGUCAAAAUCACAGGGACUUGACACAAGAAAUAUUAUACAGCCUGUUUGGAGGAGUGUGUACCAAGUCCCUGUGAUGAGAACCUGUACCGGUGAUAUCAACACCUGUUCAGUCUGUACACUCAGUUAUUCCAGUUCAUACAUUUUUUUUGUGUGAAUUUGACUGUGUUCAAUCCUCUAAUGCUAUAAUCUAGUCAGAUCUGAUAUUUUAUUAUUUUUAUUGAUAUAUUAUUCUUUAUGUAAUAUUUUGUGUAAUAUUUUGUCUACUGGUGCUGAUUCUAUUUUGUUUGAUUAUCAGAACUAACUGAUACUAUCCUGUAGAAUUUUAAUGCUUCAAUCUUGUUUUAGCUGUCUCUAUUAUUGUUAAUUUUUAUUUUUUAUAAUAUAUAUUUUAACACUUGUCCCUCUGUAGAUGUAAAUCUGGAUAUUUUCAAGAGAGAAUGUUUGUUACAAUUUGGUACUUAGUCAUAAUUUUAUAGAUUCAGAAGUGAUAGUCAUUGUUAGUCAUGAUACUAGAAAUCCAUUGGUGGAAAUCGAAAAUAAAAUAAUUCAUGAAUUGUAGUUCACUCAUGAGAAUUCCAUUGGUGGAAAGUCAAAAAUAAAAUAAUCCAUGAAUUGUACUUCACUCAUGAGAAAUCCAUUGGUGGAAAUUUAAAAUUAAAAAUAUAAUAAUCCAUGAAUUGUAGUUCACUCAUGAGAAGUAUUCAAAAUCUGUAAUAUCAAGCUUUCACAGAGCCUAAGUUUGGUCUUUGAUUUGUUUGUUAAGUUAUUUUCUGUACCAAUACCAAGUUUAUAUGCAAAAAUGACUUUGUAAACUGAAUACUAAUUGUACAAAAGGAACUUUAUAUUCAGAUUUCUAGUGAUUUGCCAUGCCGUAAGAUAUGAUAUUUUGCUUGUUUUAUGUUUUUGAACAUUUGGAAUAUAUCAAGUUAAUAAUAACUUAUGUUAAACAUCAUUGUUAAUUUGAUAGGAUCAUGUUUUCAUUGAAACAAAAAAAUGUAAAUUGAAAGGGAAGCAUUUCACUAAAAUGAGAUAAUUCUUUGCAUUAUUUUAUCAAAUACAUGUAGAUUUAACAUGUAAAAAUGUUGUAUUUGUACAAAUGUAUCCAAUGUCUGGUUUUGAAAUGUUUCCAAUUCUCUAGUCUGUGAGUAGUUGACAUGGUUCAUCACCGAGACACAUACUUUAGCACUCCAUCAUGGAAUACUUGCAGAUUAAAUUGUUCUUUUUGCACAUGUCAUUAAUCCAGAACGAGUGUGAACAUGUCCAUUGGACAACACACAAUUACACCAUUACACCAGUCCCUUCACAGUAUCGUCAACAUGUGUUUAAGACAUGUGACAGUUACACGUUGAAUAGUAUUACGAUUAAGGCUCUGUUGUAACUUUGUGUCAUGAUAUAUUAAUGUAUAUUUGUCUUGUCGAAUCUCAAGGUCUUUCAUCGUGGGAAGCAUGUGAGAGUUUAAAAAUGUUUUUUAGUGUACUACAUAAUUAUAUGAUCAAAAUUUACUAGUCAAUUGAAUUUUAGUGAAACGCAAACACAACACUUAGCUGAAUUUUACAUACAGUGUUUUUCUUUUGAAGAAUUUGGUACUUUCUAUCUGAACAGCAUAACCUCAUAUCUAAUAUCAUAAUAGCAAUUAGAGACUUCUUAAUUGGGUGAUUUUAUCUUUGUCAUUACCUUUCUGAGGUUCACAUGACUGCAUGUUCACCUCAUCAAAAGUCAAUAAUUGUUGAUAAUGAGUUUUGUAGUCUGAUAUUCUGUGAACUUUUUCUUGUGAAAUAAACUUUUGUGAAAUCUGGUGAAUUGCUAUGACAGGAAAAAGAAGACCAAUAACAGUUUAGUAUUAAAAGAGGUUUAUAUUAUCCCUUUAGGAUACCUGUAUAAUGAUCUCAUAUUUUAAAAAUUCUCAUCCGAAAUCUAUUUACUGGUUAUCCUGAGGGAAUUCUGAUUUCUUCACAAUUUCUUCUUGCUAUAAAACAAAAAUUGGACUCUUAUGAAAUCUAUUUUGAGUUGGAUUAGACAGUCCACAUAUCUGUAAGGUGGAAAUUUUCAUACUGUUAUUUCUAAUAUCAAUGUUCAGAUAAAUUUCUGUUUGCAAAAUAUAUAGUUUCGAGUGGAAUUAGUAAACAGAUUCAACAUCACAGGACAUGGUACAAACCCCAAUCCCCCUCAGUGACUAUAUAGGUAUGUAUAUUGUAUGUUAGGAAACUUACAUCACUGUUUGACUUUUACUAUUAUCAUCUAAUGACAAGAGAGUGAAUUUAACAAUGAAGCAAUUAUUUGACUAUUCCAUAUUUUAGAUAUCUUGCAUUUGAUCUGGACAAAUUUGAAUGUGUCGGAAAUGUUCAAUUUUGUCAGUGGACAAAGUGUCCUGAUAUGUAGUAAAUACAUACUCAAUAUGUUUUAUAAGGCCAUAACACUCUUUGAUCAUGUGACCUCUAUAAUGUGGUGUCACUGAUCGUAUCGUUACUCGGGAGAUCUAUAAUCUUACCCUUGUCUCCUUCGUAUCGUUACUCGGGAGAUCUAUAAUCUUACCCUGUCUCCUACGUAUCGUUACUCGGGAGAUCUAUAAUCUUACCCUGUCUCCUACGUAUCGUUACUCGGGAGAUCUAUAAUCUUACCCCGUCUCCUUCGUAUCGUUACUCGGGAGAUCUAUAAUCUUACCCCGUCUCCUACAUAUCGUUACUCGGGAGAUCUAUAAUCUUACCCCGUCUCCUACGUAUCGUUACUCGGGAGAUCUAUAAUCUUACCCCGUCUCCUUCGUAUCGUUACUCGGGAGAUCUAUAAUCUUACCCCGUCUCCUUCGUAUCGUUACUCGGGAGAUCUAUAAUCUUACCCCGUCUCCUUCGUAUCGUUACUCUGGAGAUCUAUAAUAAUCUUCGUAUGUUGGAAAUCGAUACCAUGUCGCGGCCUGUGGGUGUUGGAAAUCUAUACCAUGUCUUUGACCUUGGGUGUUGAAAAUCUAUGCCAUGUCUCUGACUGUGGGUGGGAAAUCUAUACCAUGUCUCUGACUGUGGGUGUUGACAAUCUAUGCCAUGUCUCUGUGACCCAUUUCCUUAUUUGUUAGGAAUAAGUAGGAAUUACAGUACGUGAUUAAUUUAUACCUGGCUUUACAUGUUUGUACAGCUGUAUAAUCUGUGUGUGUGGGUAGUUGGGUGUGUGAGCAUCACAUUUUAACCUUCCUAAUAUUAUAAGAACCGCCUGUCAAUGUUGAUUGUAUACACUAUUUAAAUGUACAAAAUGACUUGUCAUGGCUUGAGCA
Molecule: messenger RNA, 6140 nt
Organism: Pecten maximus
Lineage: Eukaryota; Metazoa; Mollusca; Bivalvia; Pectinida; Pectinidae
Product: guanine nucleotide-binding protein subunit beta-5a-like
Exons: 10
Coding region: 23-1096 (357 amino acids)
Biological process (GO): G protein-coupled receptor signaling pathway; G protein-coupled dopamine receptor signaling pathway
Cellular component (GO): heterotrimeric G-protein complex; cytoplasm
Molecular function (GO): protein binding; signaling receptor complex adaptor activity
Source: RefSeq, a predicted model, not a curated record